Messenger RNA from Aricia agestis (brown argus), 706 nucleotides. It is a transcript of the gene Rbmx2, whose product is annotated as RNA-binding motif protein, X-linked 2. Gene Ontology annotation, cellular component: catalytic step 2 spliceosome; precatalytic spliceosome; U2 snRNP. The transcript is spliced from 5 exons. The record is from RefSeq and is a predicted model, not a curated record. Lineage: Eukaryota; Metazoa; Arthropoda; Insecta; Lepidoptera; Lycaenidae. Gene Ontology annotation, molecular function: RNA binding. Gene Ontology annotation, biological process: mRNA splicing, via spliceosome. The coding region runs from base 88 to 684 and encodes 198 amino acids.
UGAAUGAAAGAAAACAUCGGUUGAAUCUUGAAAUUGGUUAAAAUUUUUUGUAAAUAUUGAAGGAAUCCUAAUUAUUAAUGCUUUACAAUGAAUCCCAUGACCAAUGUUAAAAACGUUAUAAAGCUUAGUGAACGUGAGCUUGCAAGUAAUUCUAAAAGUUCAUGGCAUGAUCAAUACAAAGAUAGUGCUUGGAUAUUCAUAGGUGGCUUACCCUAUGAUUUAACAGAAGGAGAUGUUAUUUGUGUAUUUUCACAGUAUGGAGAAAUAGUGAAUAUUAAUCUUGUACGAGACAAAGCCACUGGCAAGUCAAGGGGGUUUGCUUUUAUUUGUUAUGAGGACCAAAGAUCUACAAUACUGGCUGUAGAUAAUUUAAAUGGCAUUAAGAUUCUAGGUAGAACAAUUCGUGUUGAUCACUGUGAACAAUACAAGGCUCCCAAUGCUGAUAUGAGUAAGGUGGACGAGGUGACUGCGGCCAUCAGGCAGACUGGUUGUGCACCAACUGUGGAACCCAUCAGACCACCAGAAGAAGCAGACAACACUGUCAGAGUGAAACAAGAAGUUGAUAAAAUAGUUAAGCAGGAGAAGCGAGUUAAAGAAAAGAAAAAGAAACAUAAGGAAAAGAGCAAGUCAAAAAAGAAAAAGAGGGAUAAGAAAUCAGAUACAGAUAGUAGUGAUAGUUCAUGAUAAAUAAAAUUAUACAAUUUAA